UGGCUGAAUUCACAAGAGCUGAUUAUGUUGUUAGUUAUGAGAUCUUAUUAUUUUUAAUAUCGGUGUAGGUAUUAUUGUGUAGAUCUAUUGUAUUAGUAGUAAUUGUGAAGAAUAGAAAAAUGAAUAAACAUUUUUAGCAACAUGCUAACUAAAUUAUGAAUAAUACAUUUUUUUAUCUAUUACACUUUCUGUAUACAUGUGAAUGAUUAACUUGUUUCGGUAAAAUUGAUAACGGGGGAUAAAUUAGAAUACUGAUAUCCUUUCGACCCGGCAGUCGGCACGCAGUUAGCUUUUAGUGCGCUGCCAAUAUUCACGACAAUCAUACCUAUUAUCUCUACAUCAAAAGCAACAAUUAAAAUGUAUUUUUUGUUACUUUUUGUUUGUCUUUUCGGAUUUGGCCAAGUGAAGUCCAACGCCAAUGUGGAGGAUCAGUGCAUUGAUUACUUCAGAAGCGGAGACAACUUUGACUUAAACCAAUUGGAAGGAGACUGGUACGCUGUGUACUAUUGGCCACCAUUGCAGCGUCAGAGAAGAAACUGUGAAACUGUCCAGUUUAAAAAGACUACGCAAGUACACAACAGUCCAGAGUGUUCUACUGUUCCAUUUAAUCAAACGCUAAUCGAAUCCAAUUACAAGAACACUGCUGGAACCAGAGUAAAUUUGCUUUAUUACGGGGAAGAUGAAGUGAAAUAUCAGAUUAGAUCAUGCAAUAAGCUUUCGAAGUACAUUUUCAUUGAUGUUGAUGACGGUUAUGUUUUGGGGAUCAAUUGUUCUACUGGGGGCAGGGGAGUUUUAUUGGCAAAGUCGCUACCAGCAAUGGGUGAAGUUCAGUCAAUAGUGGAAGACAUUGAUAUAAUGACUGGAAGAACUGGAAGUCCCGACUGUGAACUUUCUGCUUAAAAUAUAGCUUAAACGUACUAACUUUAGUAAUAGGUAUUAUUUACUUUUAAAAAUAAAUUAGUAAUUACGU
Pieris rapae (cabbage white) is the source of this 970-nucleotide messenger RNA. RefSeq lists its product as uncharacterized. NCBI's taxonomy places the organism in Eukaryota, Metazoa, Arthropoda, Insecta, Lepidoptera, Pieridae. The coding region runs from base 358 to 900 and encodes 180 amino acids. The transcript has a single exon. The record is from RefSeq and is a predicted model, not a curated record.